AUGGGCGACUUGCCAGCCGAUCGCGUCACUGCCAUCCGACCAUUCGCUGGAGUCGGAACUAAUUUCGCUGGCCCUGUCUUAGUCAAGUCGUCCUGCUUUCGUAACGCGUGCUCACAUGGAGCCUACCUGUGCGUGUUCGUGUGUCUCUCCACUAAGGCCGUUCAUCUGAAACUUGAUAGGCGACACGGUGCGAUGUCGUUCCACUUGGCGCAGAUGCUGACCGGGCACGGCUGCUUCGGUCGCUAUCUGUGCCGAGCGCUGGGGCGGGAGCCGACGUCGGAAUGUCACCAUUGCGACGCCGGCGCCGAGGACACGGCGGAGCACACGCGCGCGGUCUGCCCGGCGUGGUGCGAAGAGCGCGCCGCCCUGUCGGCGGCCAUCGGAGCGGAUCUCUCGCUGCCGGCCGUGGUCUCGGCCAUGGUCGGCAGCGAGGAGAACUGGAGCGCCGUCUCCUCCUUCUGCAGCGCCGUGAUGCUGCGGAAGGAGGCGGCGGAGCGGGAGCGGGAACGGGAUCCGAACUCGCUUCCGUCU
Molecule: messenger RNA, 531 nt
Organism: Melitaea cinxia (Glanville fritillary)
Lineage: Eukaryota; Metazoa; Arthropoda; Insecta; Lepidoptera; Nymphalidae
Exons: 2
Source: RefSeq, a predicted model, not a curated record